AUUAGUCAGUUUCACGUCAGUUUCAGUUUGUUGGACGCAUGUUGACAUUAGUGUUUUGGAAAAACACUGAAAAAUACUUGCUCGAGUAAAAUUUAAAUAAACAGCAAUGGCAGAUGUAUCCCUUGAGGCCCCAGAUUUCUCCAAGUUAAAAGUACCUGAUUUGAAAAAGGAGCUCAAAAGCAAGGGCCUGAGCACCACAGGUAAUAAAACCGAACUGAUCCAGCGACUGCAGUCAUCCCUCAAGUCCCCCAAAGCCGGUCUUUCUGAUUCCAUCAUCGAUGACAUCGAGGAAGAUCUUCUAAAUGACGAAGGCGACGAUGAUGAGCAUAUUGACGACAGAGCGAUCAACUUAAUCAAUGAACUUGAUCAUGACCUGGAUGAUCUACCAAAAAGCUUGAAAAGGAAAGCGGAAUCUGAAAGCGAGCUAAUAGUGGGCCCCCCGAAAAAAAUCAUCCUAAAGAGAAAUACCAGUGAAACUGUAGCAGCUGUGGUAAAACCGGAGGUGAAAAGCGCAGACACUACAACCAUCGAAAAACAUGAGGUUAAAAGUGAACUGAUUGGCGACAGGAAAGUUAUCAAGCUAACUGAGCUUUCCAUUAAAGAGAGGUUGGAAAUGAGGGCCAAAAAGUUUGGAGUCACAUCUUUGACUGACGAGACAAAGAAGCUGGCCAGAGCGGAAAGAUUUGGGUCUACGACAACAACAUCCAAUAGCUCAGCCAGCAUUAAGUUAAAUACUCCUAACACAAGUAUUGAUGUACUGAAGCAAAGAGCAGCGAGAUUUGGAGGAUCCGUGUCCAAUGUUAUGUCCAAUUUGGAAAACCAGGAGAAAAAAGAAAAGCGGAAAGAACGUUUCGGCGGAACAACAUCCAGUGUAAAAUCACCUGUGGAAAUUGACCUGGCUAAAGCAGCAAGAUUGGAAAGGUUUAAAACCACUGUUAAGUAAGAGCAUUGACCAUGUUUUUCUACCGAUCACUUUAAAUAUUUCAAGGAUAAAAUGUGUUAGUUUGUAAGAAGCUUAUUGAAUUUUGUGUUUCCAUCUUCUAAUUGCUUAGGUGUGUGUAUUAAUAGAGUUUUUUUUUAUUAAUAAGGCAUUUGAGCUUUUCGUUUUCUUUGCGGCCUAAGGCCAUAAAUAACCAAUGUUUACUUACGUGCAGAAAUGUAAAUUCAAGUGUCCAUUUAUUAGGCAGUAGUUUCUUGUUGUGUGAAUUAAAUUAUGUCAAUGGAUAUUCUGGUAAGGAACGGUAGUUGUGGGCUUUUUAGGGAUACAUCAAGUAAAAACUGAAUAGUUGAGGAA
This is a messenger RNA of Dendroctonus ponderosae (mountain pine beetle), 1294 nucleotides long. It is a transcript of the gene Sarnp, whose product is annotated as SAP domain-containing ribonucleoprotein. The record is from RefSeq and is a predicted model, not a curated record. Gene Ontology annotation, cellular component: nucleus. NCBI's taxonomy places the organism in Eukaryota, Metazoa, Arthropoda, Insecta, Coleoptera, Curculionidae. The coding region runs from base 107 to 943 and encodes 278 amino acids. Gene Ontology annotation, biological process: poly(A)+ mRNA export from nucleus. The transcript is spliced from 5 exons.